This is a messenger RNA of Botrytis byssoidea, 1545 nucleotides long. RefSeq lists its product as uncharacterized. The transcript has 2 exons. The record is from RefSeq and is a predicted model, not a curated record. Gene Ontology annotation, molecular function: DNA binding; zinc ion binding; DNA-(apurinic or apyrimidinic site) endonuclease activity. Lineage: Eukaryota; Fungi; Ascomycota; Leotiomycetes; Helotiales; Sclerotiniaceae. Bases 1 to 1545 code for a protein of 514 amino acids. Gene Ontology annotation, biological process: base-excision repair. Gene Ontology annotation, cellular component: mitochondrion; nucleus.
AUGCCUCCUCGAAGAUCCGGUCGAAAUGCUAUUGCUACAAUUGCAGAUGUUCCAGGAGCUGAAGCCUCGUCUACUGCAACGAAGAAGGGUGGAAAAGAUAUAAAAACUGAGAAUACCGAGGUUCCAAAGUUAGCUGCGAAUAGUAUCCGAAGCAAGGCGAAAGAAGAGAGUGGCAGUUUAGAAGACGCAGACGAAAACGAAGACGAAAACAAAACUAUUGAUCUCCCAAAAAUAGCUAAGACUGUUAGUAUAAAGAAAGAGGCUGUGGUGGUCACAAAAAACAAAGCUCCCGUGAAACGCAAACUCAAGGAAGAGGAGGACGAAGACGAAGAGGACAAGGAAGAGAAGAAGGUUACGAAGAAGAGGAAAACAAAAGAAGAAAAAGAAGCAGAAACUAUGCCAUUGGUAGAACGUACAUUGGUUUCGACUUUAAGAAAGGCGGUACAUAUCGGCGCUCAUGUUAGUGGUGCAGGAGGCGUCCAAAACUCAGUAAAUAACUCUUCACGUAUCGGUGGCAAUGCAUUCGCUUUAUUUCUCAAAUCUCAACGCAAAUGGGUCAAUCCUCCUUUAGCUUCUGAUGCUCGCGAUCAAUUCAAGGCUUUAUGCAAAGAACAAAAAUACGAUGCCUCGAAAUUCGUUCUCCCACAUUGUUCAUAUCUAGUCAAUUUAGCACAACCAGAUGAAGAGAAAGCCAAGCAAGCAUACGAUUGUUUUCUGGACGAUCUGAAAAGGUGUGAAGAGUUAGGUAUCAAACUUUACAACUUUCAUCCGGGAAGUACAGGUGGCAACCCAAGACCGGAAGCAAUCGAGCGUAUCGCAGCUCAAUUAAAUAAAGCUCACAAAGCAACGAAGACAGUAAUCACACUGUUGGAGAAUAUGGCAGGAGCUGGAAAUGUGAUUGGUUCUACAUGGGAAGACCUUCGGGACAUUAUUGCUCUUAUUGAUGAUAAAUCCCGAGUUGGUGUUUGUCUAGAUACAUGUCAUACAUUUGCUGCAGGAUAUGAUCUGAGAUCACCCGAAGCUUUCAAGAAAACUAUGGAUGGGUUCGACAAGAUUGUUGGAUUACCAUAUCUAAAAGCUUUGCAUCUCAAUGACAGUAAGUCACCGUUAGCAUCAAACCGGGAUUUACACGCCAAUAUCGGUACUGGAUUUCUUGGCCUUCGAGCAUUCCACAAUGUCGUAAGCUUUGAACCCUUUCAAAAUAUGCCUAUGGUUCUCGAAACACCAACUGAGAAGAAGGACGCAAAGGGAAAGACUGUCGAGGAUCCAUCUACGUGGGCUAAGGAGAUUAAGUUACUCGAGGGACUACUCGAAAGAGAUCCUGAAAGCAAGGAGUUCCAGGAGGAAGAGCAACGUUUACAGGACUUAGGAGCAGAUGAACGACAGAAGUUUCAGGGUCAAGCCGACAAGAAAAAGCAAGAAGUUCUCAAAAAGGGACAAAAGACUCUUGAUGCAAUGUUCAAGAAGGGAUCAGCAAAAAAGGGCAAGAAAGGUACAAAGGAGAGUGAUGGCGAGGAAUCUGAAGAUGGCGGUUGUUCACAUUGA